CUCCCAUUAUAGAAAGUUGUGAUGCUACAAAACGCGAGCAAUUCUUCAACCAGAUUCCAAUUGACGGCAAGACCCAAUUAUUCUCAAUUUACUAUCAUGGUUGACCCUAAAACACAAACGGGGAGUAUCAUUCCAGGGAUGUACGUAAAAUUAAUUAUUUUCUUUCGUUGCAAUAUCUUGGAUGAACCCGAAGAAACCUUAGUAAUAAAUGUACAACAAGGACGUCCGGUAAUUAUUAAAUUACGUGGAUAUCGAGAUCCGCCAUUAUUCAGAGUGAUUAAUAUCCCCUAUUUCCAACAUCCACCAAAAGAAUUGCCAACAGUUGUGAGAAACACCAAAUGGAUUAUAGAAAUUCCACAUCGACAAACGAAUUCUUGUGAGGAAGUAAUUGAAGAAAGCUUACAGUCUAGCGAUACAUAUAGGAGCGCAUUAAACACAUCUACAGAAAGUAUGACGCGAUAUAGGAAGUCGAAGAGCCUUGAUUGUGGUGAGUGUCUCGUAGGCGAACAAGUUACUUUACUCUUGAUGAUUAAAAAUGUCGGUGGUGAGGGAAGAUUCUUCAUUAUGAGCGAAAUAGAUUGGUGUUCGAUGCACAUCGAGGACGUUACUAAAAAUAAUAUGCUGAUUUUACCAUCUUUCGCCAUAUGGCCAGUGUAUUUUACACUCAAACCACAAGAGCACAUAUAUUUGUAUCUCUACUUCUUUCCUGAUGCUCACGGAAUGCAUGUAAAUUUAUAAUCUUGAUGAAAAAGGAAAAAAACUUGAUAACUUUAUCUUUAUCAGAUAACUCCCCCUGCUUUUCUUUUAUACCUCUUUUCUUUUUUUCUCUAAAAUUAGA
Messenger RNA from Solenopsis invicta (red fire ant), 838 nucleotides. RefSeq lists its product as uncharacterized. The coding region runs from base 22 to 738 and encodes 238 amino acids. The transcript has 4 exons. Lineage: Eukaryota; Metazoa; Arthropoda; Insecta; Hymenoptera; Formicidae. Gene Ontology annotation, biological process: negative regulation of cell population proliferation. The record is from RefSeq and is a predicted model, not a curated record.